AUGAGAUUGAGCGGACUAGUGUUUGUAUGUGUAAUUAUAAUUAAAAGCAUUUUAUUCAAACCCGUGCACACAUACAACAUCCUCGGUGUGUUUCCGUUUAUGGGAAAGAGCCAUUUUUAUGUAUUCGAAGCCUACGCAAAGGAGUUGUCUAGAAGGGGACAUAAUGUCACAGUGCUAUCUUACUUUCCGCAGAAGCAGCCUUUAAAAAACUACCACGAUAUCGAUUUAGGAAAGGACAACAAGUAUUUUGAGUUUCGGCAUCCUAUAAAGGUCUCUUUCUUCCAUAUCCUUGUCUCUUUCACGAUAUUGCAACCAGUCGUCGGGCCGUAUACCUGUAGAAUGAUUCUUGAAGAUGACGAAGUUCAAAACUUACUGCGUUCGGGACAGAAGUUCGAUCUUGUAGUUAUGGAGCAAUUUAAUGUGGACUGUCCCUUGGUUAUAGCCUACAAACUCGGAGCACCAGUAAUAGCCAUGACUUCGGGCGUGCUACUACCGUGGCACUAUAGUCGAUAUGGUGUGCCUUACAACCCCUCCUAUGUAUCAUACGACAUCUUUAAAGGCGGAACAAAACCAACCUUCUUAGAACGCAUUGCAAGAACUUUGACCUAUCAUUACAUGAACUUUAUGCAAUCUGUUUGCUCUACGUCUGAAGAUAGGGUGAUAUCCGACUUCUUCAAAGAUGUUCCUCCUAUAGAAGAAUUACGGCGUCAAGUCAAACUUCUACUUCUUUACCAAAAUUUCGUUGUUAGCGGCUCACAAUUAUUGCCAUCAAAUGUAAUUGAGGUUGGUGGUUUUCAUGUAGGAAUACCAAAAAAAUUGCCAAAGGAUUUAAAGGCUUUUAUUGAGGAAUCCGCAAAUGGUGUGAUUUACGUAAGUUUCGGUACAAUACUGAAUGGGUCAUCAAUGCAACGAUAUGUGUAUGACGCAAUAUUGGGAGCGUUAAAGAAAUUACCUUACAGAAUAGUCUGGAAGUGGGAAAAAGAAAUAGAGGGAAAUCCAGACAAUGUUUAUCGUGGAAAAUGGAUGCCUCAGAAUGAUAUAUUAGCGCAUCCAAAAGUUGUAGCUUUUUUCUCGCAUUGUGGUCAGUUGGGGACAACAGAAGCUGUCCAUCAUGGAGUACCUAUCCUCGGGAUGCCAAUAUUAGCUGACCAAUUCGCAAACGCAGCUAUCAUUGAAGAACAGCGUCUGGGUGUACACGUGGAUAUAAACAAAGUGACUAAGGAGAUGCUGUUGGAAAAAUUUAAUACGAUUUUAGAGCCAAGCUUCAGAGCGCACGUCAAGGAACUCUCGAAAAUGUGGAGGGACCGUCCCGUCACCGCUCUUAACACAGCAGUACACUGGACCGAAUUUGUAGCUAGGUACCCAAAUGCCACAUUUAGAUCACCCAUCGCUGAAAUACCUAUGUAUCAAUACCUCUGCUUAGACGGCAAAAGCCAUUACAUCGUUCACCGGAUUUACUUACAAGAGCUCGUAAGACGAGGCCACAACGUAACAAUUAUUUCGCACUUCCCAGAAACGAAUCCGCCGCAAAAUCACCAUGAUGUCAGUCUGGCGGGAAGUAUAAAGAUUUUGGAAGACGACAUGCCUUUAGUGAGAAAUUAUCGAACUGUAAUCAGUAUAGCUACAUUCCUAACUGAAUCGGGACGGGAAAACUGUGAAGUUAUGCUGGCAAAUAAGAACGUGCAAGAUCUAAUGAGACGAAAACCUAAAUUCGAUGUCGCUGUUGUUGAACAAUUUAAUAGUGAUUGUGGUUUGGGGCUAGCCCACGUUCUAGGUGCGCCUGUAGUGGGACUAACAUCGCAUAUAUUAAUGCCUUGGACGUAUAACAGAUUCGGAAUACCAUAUCAUCCGGCGUACGUCUCCUUCCAUUUUCUGGAGGGAGGAACGAAGCCGACGCUGUAUCAAAGAAUUGAAAGAGUGUUAUUCGAUUACUACUUCAAGACUAGGUAUUAUAUGGCUCAGAAGCGUGACCAGCAGUCUCUGGCUAAGUAUUUUGACGAUAUCCCGCCUUUGGAAGAUCUCGCGAAAGAGAUUAAACUUUUACUUCUCUAUCAGAACUUUGUUCUUACUGGCUCGCAAUUAUUCCCAGCUAAUGUGAUUGAAAUUGGCGGUUACCAUGUUUCUGAAGCGAAGCCUUUAACUGGCGAACUUCUAGAAUUCGUGGAAGAGGCGGAACAUGGAGUCAUAUAUAUUAGCUUCGGAUCAGUUAUAAAGAGUUCAACAAUGCCAGAGGAUAAAUUGCAAGCACUUCUGGGCGCUAUAUCUGAACUGCCACAGCGAUUCAUUUGGAAAUGGGAAAGCAAAACGAUGUUGCUAGACAAGAAUAAGCUUUAUCUGGCUGAUUGGUUGCCUCAAGUGGAUAUUUUAGGACACCCAAAAACAUUGGCAUUCUUAUCUCAUGGUGGGAUGGGUGGUACAACAGAAGCCAUACACUUUGGUGUACCAGUGGUAGCCGUGCCCGUCUUCGGAGAUCAGCCCUCAAACGCUGCGGCGAUCGAGGAGAGUGGUCUCGGCGUACAGUUACAAAUCUAUGAGUUGACCAAAGACAAAAUUGUCGGCGCAUUUAAAAAGGUUCUAGAUCCUGGAUUCAGAGCGAACGUGAAGGAAGUGUCCAAAGCGUGGAGCGAUCGUCCAAUGAAACCUCUGGAUACAGCUGUGUACUGGACGGAAUAUGUAGCUCGUCAUCCAAACAUCACUUACAAACCUGCUGCAGUCAAUACGCCCCUGUACCAGUAUAUAUAUCUCGAUAUCGUCAUCGUUUUUGCAUCUACACUACUUGUAUUGUUCCUCUUUACCAAAACGUGCCUUACACUAGCGUGCAAAAAGUCUAAAGUCGUUAAACAAAAGAAUAAGAAGGAUAAAGCGAAGUCAAAACGCAGUUAA
Molecule: messenger RNA, 2883 nt
Organism: Leptosia nina
Lineage: Eukaryota; Metazoa; Arthropoda; Insecta; Lepidoptera; Pieridae
Source: the annotation of a GenBank genome assembly